Molecule: messenger RNA, 1459 nt
Organism: Tricharina praecox
Lineage: Eukaryota; Fungi; Ascomycota; Pezizomycetes; Pezizales; Pyronemataceae
Exons: 2
Coding region: 195-1100 (301 amino acids)
Source: RefSeq, a predicted model, not a curated record
CUUUGUUUUACUCUUCAUCCUCACCGAUCAAACCUCACUCUCGUUUCGACUUCGCUGCACAUCCACCACAUCUCCCCCACCACAUUCUUUGACCAUCUGUCACUCUUUUUGAUCUUUGCGCUGCUCAAAUCACAACAGAAGAGUAGUUUCAAUCGUUACGCUCAAACACCACUACAAGGAAAAAGAAGAUAAACAUGGUUUCCAUCAAGCUCAUCGUCGCUGUGGCUACAGUCUUCGCUGCUGGUGUGUUCGCUCACGACGGACACCACCACAUGCACCGCCGUGGUGUCAUCAACAAGAGGUAUGCUUAUGGCCAGAACGAUACCAUUACCACCGGCAUUGUUGGCACUGGUACCGUCGGCCACUUGGAGCCCGUGGUUACGCAGACCACCUACAUGGCAUCCACCACUUCGUGUGUGACGGUAACCUACACUCUUGGUGACGGUCGUGCCAUCACCAAGACGAUUACGAAGACGAUCGAGGUGCCUACCACCGCCUACGAAACACACUACUAUUCCACCGCCCCCGUCGACCCAACUGCGUCUGAGACGACCACCAUCUACCACUACAUGCCGUCAGCUGCCCCCGAGCAGACCGAUGAGCAGGACCGGGAGACGAUCACCUCGACUACCACUCGCAAGGUCACUGUUCCGGUGUACCACACCGACACCGAGUACCAGACCAAUGGCCCCGUCGCCCAGCCGUCUAUCGCUCCCGUCGAGUACUCCGAGCACCCCACCACCACCAAGACUGUGACCGCUACUGCUGUGUCGACGGAAGUCGUUCAUGUCACUAUGACCAUUGCGCCUCCCGCUCCUAUCUACCCUGUUGUCAGCUCGAGCUCUAUCCCUAGCUUCAGCUCCAGCUCUCUGCCGGUUGUGCAUCUCCCUCCCUACGCCAACUACACCAUGCACACCACGGUCAAGAGCGGUAACCCGACCACCUUCAAGCUGUACACCACCGACAAGGCCGCCCCCGUCGGCCCCACCGGAACCGGACUGGUUGGCUGCUCCACGGGUCAGACGACGACCAUCACGCAGUCGGUUGUCACUACCGUUGCUGGCCCUACUUCCGUCGAGACUGUCUACCAGUACUACUAGAACGAUUCCUGCGGUGGUUGUUUCGGUAAGGGUGGAUCUCAUGCGAUCACUCGGCGUUAGCACCUCAUCCUUCUAGUUUUCUUGUUCAAGUUUUUUUUCUGUUUUGUCGGCAGCUUGAGGGGAAAUAAACCUUUGUAACUGUGUGUUGUGUUCUUUCUUUUCUUUUCUUCUUCUUUCAUUCAUUCUUUCAUUCUUUUGCUUCUGUGUAUCUACUUCGGGAUCUAGGGGAACGAUGUGAUGCGAACCGCACGGACGGCCGAAACGGAAUUAAGUGUUUAGUGUUGCCAAAGUGUGUACGUUUAACGUGUGCUGUGUGCUGUGCUGUACGAGGUGCUUCGAUAGGAAUCAUCUGAUUGGAG